This is a messenger RNA of Cuscuta epithymum, 1731 nucleotides long. The record is from the annotation of a GenBank genome assembly. NCBI's taxonomy places the organism in Eukaryota, Viridiplantae, Streptophyta, Magnoliopsida, Solanales, Convolvulaceae.
CUCUCACACCUUAUUAUACCGUUUGACCAUCGGUUAUAAGCUUAUACCAGUGGUCUCCCAAACCUUCCGCAUACUCUUCCAUCUACUCCGUCUGCUCCUUUUUCCGGCUGUCUGCGAAGGUUAGUCGGAUGCUUAAACGUGAUGUUUAGCACCGGUCAUCUGUGAAACCCGCCUAUGUUCCGACCAAAUCGAAAUGAGUAGCGACUGCAUCGCAAGCGUUGUUUGCAUGUACUAUUUUUAAUCAAUGGAUCCAAACCCGUUUUUUCAAACCCGGCCCAGUCAGAGACUUGGUGUUUGGGCGGGAAAUUUGGCUGGAAUUCCACAGCUGUUUGUAUAUAGUAAGAUUCUGAUGUGUAAUCUGGAAAAAAUAAUGCCUCCAUCGUUUUUCGAUACAAUGGAACAUCUUAUAAUACAUCUUCCGUAUGAGGUUUUGACUGCUGGGCCCGUCUUCUAUCGCUGGAUGUACAGAUUUGAAAGAUUUCUAGGAGAGCUGAAAAAGAAAGUGACCAACAAGGCACACGUUGAGGCUUCAAUUUGUCAAGCGUAUCUUCAACAAGAAAUCUCAACGUUCUCGUCUUUUUUCUUCGAGCGUGACGUCAUCACUGGAAGGAAGAGACCUGCCCGGAACGAUGACAUUGGCGAGGAUUUAUAUGAAAAUGUAGUUUCCAUCUUCAAUUACCCAGGCAGAGGUAAAGGUGCUGCGACACAACGAUACAUCCUGGGUGGGGAAUUGCAAAUUGCACAUACUUAUAUCCUCAUGAAUUGUCCAGAAAUCUCACCGUUUUAUCAUGAAUUCCGAGCUUCUUUAUCAGCCUUUCCUGAGAAUGAAAUUGAUGCAUUGGUGGACUCUGAUUUUGUAAAUUGGUACAAGUAUCAGAUCAAUAGUCGUGGGAUUGUCGACCCUUUGUUAGUAUCAUUAGCGUGGGGCCCAGGUGUCAGUGCCAAAGUGUGGCGGCAAUAUGUGAUAAACGGUUACACAUAUCACACAGCCGAUUACGGACAGGGCCGACCAACAACGAACAACGGGUUAUGUGUCCCGACCAUCGGUUAUGAUAACUCGGAAACCAAUUUUUUUGGUGUCCUGCAGGAGAUUCUGGAACUUGAGAUGCCUUCUGGUGCGCAAAAAUUGACAUGCGUUCUGUUCCGCUGCACAUGGGUCGAUCCCACAUGUGGCGUGCACAAAAAUCCGAAGUAUAAUAUGAUUGACGUCAACCACUCUCGUGUGUACCCGAAAAAUGAGCCUUUCAUACUCGCCCAACAAGCAGCGUAGAUUUAUUAUGCAGAAUAUCCUUCAACAAGGCGGACACAGAAUCCUUGGGUGUGUGCAUGUCCUGUCCGUUCGAACAAAAUUAAAUCACAAACUCAACACAAGGACGUUGAUCUAGAUGCUUUUCAGCAACAAUUUUUCCAACCUCCGCCUAUUGUUGAGACGGUCAACUAUAACGUCCAAUUAAGUGAUCCAAAUGGCGGACGUGUUGAAGUCAUGCCAGAAACGCACCUUCCGGACCUAACCAUUCCAUCUGAGCGCGAAAUUGAAGAAAUGUAUGUAGCACAACAAAACGCUCAAUAUCAUGAAGAAGGUGAAUGGAUAGACGGUGCAGAUACAGAAGAAGAUACUGUAUAUGUAGAAAAUGACGAUUCUGAUAGCGAAUAAUUGUGUUGUAAUUUCAAUUUUAUUGACUUCUAAUAUUUGUGCUCUUUUCUUCGUCAUUAUAUUACUCCAACAAUAUU